GAUUUCUUACUGAGGUUUAUCGCGAAGAAGUACUUGAUCCAACUAGGUAGGUAGGGAAUAAUAUAUCUGACAUAUCAAACAAUUGAGUUUCGGUCAAUCGAUCAUCAUUCGGUUCGGUUAAUAAGCUCACUCCCCAGAAGAAUGCGCUAGCUGGAGCAGAAAUAUGGGGCCAAAAUUCAUCGUCGUUAUCGAGUUUAUCGCAGGAGAAAAAAAAAUGUCUAGAAUUUAACUCAACUUCCAACCUUACAACUAUCAAUCCACACAGCAUUAAGCAAGCAUUGCCAUUUUAUCGCAAUGUUCGCGGUUCCAGGAUGGUCAGUCUCAUCGAGUCUGUUAAAAACUCAAAAAGCGGAGCCUGUCGCUGCAGCUUCAAAGGCUGAUGAAGAAGGAGCGCCUGCCGAGACGAAAUCGAGCAAGAAACGCAAACGCGCAAAGAAUCCAGAUGUUAACGCAGCAAACUUGUCGGAACUUUGGGAUUCGGUCAUUGAAGGCAAACCAAAAGCAAAGAAAGUAAAGAAUGCCGAAAAGGAUGGAGAAACAAAAGAGAAAAAAGAGAAGGUAGCCAAGGAAGUCACCACAGACGAGGUUGAGAGCAAACCUGCAAACCUUUCAAAUGAAUCGACAGAAGUUUCGGAAUCUAAAAAAGAAAAGAAACAAAAGAAAAAUAAGAAGGAUAAGAGGGACAAGGACUCAAAACCAUCCGAUAAUGACCAAUCUACGAAAGACGACACCUCGACCAAAGCUCCUCCACCUCCUAAGCCCGCUGCGAAAUUAACACCACUUCAAGCUUCUAUGCGUCAAAAGCUCAUCUCCGCCCGCUUCCGUCACCUCAAUCAAUCUCUAUAUACUACUCCGUCCGCCGAAUCCCUCGCCACCUUUCAACAAAACCCCGAAAUGUUCACCGAGUACCACGAAGGUUUCCGCCGUCAAGUAGAAGUCUGGCCCGAAAACCCCGUCGACGGCUACUCUCUCCAAAUUCGCCAGCGCGGUAAACUCAGACGAGAUAUGCGAGGCCAGCCCGCCCAAGAAAAGACUGAUCUCACUCCAUUACCAAGAACAGACGGCACAUGUCGCAUUGCUGAUCUGGGGUGCGGUGACGCAGCUCUCUCCACAGGUCUCCAAAAAGAUCUCAAAAAACUCAACCUUAAGAUUCACAGUUUCGAUCUCCAAAGCCCCAGCCCCCUUGUCACUCGCGCGGAUAUCGCGAAUCUUCCCCUCGAAGACGGAAGUAUCGAUAUUGCAAUCUUCUGCCUGGCACUCAUGGGAACCAAUUGGAUCGACUUCAUCGAAGAAGCCUUCCGCAUUCUCCGCUGGAAAGGUGAACUCUGGAUCGCCGAAAUCAAAUCCCGCUUCGGUCGCGUAGGAGGAAACAACAAGAAAGUCGUCGAGCAUAGCGUAGGCCACCGCAAAAAGAACCAACCCGUCAACAAAAAAGCCAUCAAAGCCGCCGACGACGAGGAAAACGAGGCGGAUCUCAUGGUGCACGUUGACGGCAACGAAGACAACAAGCAGGAAACCGACGUAUCGGCUUUCGUUGAGGUUCUGAAGAAGCGAGGAUUUGUUCUGCAAACGGAGAAAUCGGUCGAUUUGAGUAACAAGAUGUUUGUCAAGAUGCAUUUUGUCAAGGGUGCGACGCCUAUCAAGGGCAAGUGUGUACCAGUGCCUAAGGGUAUGCCAGAAGGAGAGACAUGGAAGAAGAAGCCCAAGGCUAAGUUCUUGGAUGAGCCCGAAGAUGUACCUGUUUCCAGCGAGGCGUCAGUUCUAAAACCUUGCGUCUAUAAAUUGAGAUAGGGAAAAGCUAGCAUGAGUUAGUGGGGGAGCGUACUGUAAUUAAAAUGGAAAUGAUGGGCACAUGUUUAGCACUAUCUUGGGGAUUAGAUUCGCCCAUUUCAUAAUUUCAAAUCACAAAAGAGCAGAUAUACAAUGAAGAAGUAAAUCAUAUGCACCA
Molecule: messenger RNA, 1948 nt
Organism: Botrytis cinerea B05.10
Lineage: Eukaryota; Fungi; Ascomycota; Leotiomycetes; Helotiales; Sclerotiniaceae
Gene: Bcrrp8
Product: Bcrrp8
Exons: 1
Coding region: 295-1791 (498 amino acids)
Biological process (GO): ribosomal large subunit biogenesis; rRNA methylation
Cellular component (GO): nucleolus
Molecular function (GO): rRNA (adenine) methyltransferase activity
Source: RefSeq, a predicted model, not a curated record